AUGAGCAUCGCGGGUCCGCUGUACCGUCGCACGCCGCGGCUAUUUCACCGCAGCAAGCCAGGGGAGUGGAGCUUGGUCUGGUGUGAGCUGUCGCUAGCGCAGGGCGAGCUGCUCGUGGCGCUGGAUCCCAGUGGACGCAGUCGCAUCGCUUUGAUUCCCGUCCAGGCGUGUGAACUCGCCCAUGUCCGGAGUGACGGUCGUGAUUGUAUUGAAUUAACGAUCAAUCGGGGCAAAAAAGAGACGUUUUCGUCGCACGAGUCGAGUCACGAUGUGGAUUGGUGGAUGACGGCGUUGAUCACAGUGAAGAGGGACUUGCAGCGAGGCGUGAUGCCGCACAUUUCAUUGGUCACGCCGCCAGUAUUGGAGCCAGCAUCGAGACCGAAACACAUGCGGCGUCCGUCGUCGCAAUUGAGUCUGAAUCUAAACUUGUCGGGAAAUGCAAGCACGUCGAGUGGAGCAGGAAUGGGACGACCGACGUUGCGACGACGGAAACCAGCGCUGGCGACGUGUGAGACGCUGUUUGAACGCUUUACAAUCUACGAGACGCCAUUGAUGUAUUUUAUUGUGUGCUCGGAUCGCCAUUAUUCACGCUUUCGAAUGAUUGAGCUGGACCGGACGGUAGAGCAACCAAAAAACUUGGAGCAAGUGUUGAAGGAAGACAAGCGUCUGUACGACUGGGAGCAAAUGGAAGCGAGACUGCAAGCACUGGCCGAGCUUGCGCGUGUUCAAGGCACUGGCGAUUUGGAGAGAGCGUUUACAGCUGUGGCGAUGGUCGGGUGUAUCCGCUUCUUGCGCGGCUACUACUUCAUUUUCGUCACACAAAGACGAAAGAUUGGUAACAUUGGAGGCAAUUCGAUUUACGGCAUUUCAGCCACGCAACAACUGAAUGUCAAUCGUUCUGGAGAAGAACAGACUGCGUGGACCCGACUCAACCGUUGGUUCAACACGAGCCCAAAAGAAGAAGCUGAGGCACGGUACCUUGGACUUUUCCAUUUUCUGGAUCUCACUAAGGACUUUUACUUCAGCUACUCGUACGAUGUCACACAUACAUUGCAGCACAACAUGACAACUGAACAGUCAGAGCCAGCAGAAAUGUUUACAUGGAAUUACUAUCUGACCCGAGAGCUGAGCAUUUGCUUGAAUGGUGGUGCCGCUGCUGACUUGAUUGUACCGUUGGUUCUUGGCUGCUAUGAGCAGCGCAAAUGCUCAGUAUUCGGUCGUCUCGUUAGCAUCGUGCUACUUGCUCGUCGAUCCCGCCACUUUGCCGGCACGCGCUACUUGAAACGUGGGGUGGCUGACACCGGCAAAGUUGCGAAUGACGUUGAGACGGAGCAGAUUAUUGAAGAUGAGAGCAUGGGCCCUGGAAAGUUCAGCUCAUUUGUACAGCAUCGUGGGUCCAUUCCUGUGUUUUGGUCGCAAGAAACGUCUGCGACGUUACCAAAGCCACCCAUCGUGCUCAAUCGUGUUGAUCCAACGUAUAGCGCGACGCAAAAGCACUUGGCCGACUUGUUCUCGCGAUACGGUUCACCUGUCGUAGCUCUCAAUCUUGUGAAGCAGUCAGAGAAAAAGGAGCGCGAAGUUAUCGUGGGCAACGAGUACAUGAAUGCCGUGGAAUACCUCAACAGCUUCAUGCCACCAAAACACCGCGUGCGGUAUGUAGCGCUUGAUUAUUCUCGAUUGUCCGGGCCCAAACAGAAAGGUCUCAACGUGCUGCAUUCACUCGAUAAAGUGGCAGUUUGGGCACUCACACAGACCGGGUUCUUUUGUAGUGCACCAAAGCGACAAAUUAGCCAGAACGGUAAUAUGUGGACGGCUCAGACAUUUUCCCCGAGCUCGCCCGCCGAGCCGUGGGACGCACAUAUCACAGCAAGUAAAGUCCAAUCGAGAAGAGAAGCUGACGAUGAAGUGCCUUGGACUGAUUCACCCUUAUCUCCUACCAUUACGAGAAACUCUGGGGAGUGGCUGGAGCAACGCGGCAUCCUCCGAACGAACUGCAUCGACUGCUUGGAUCGCACGAAUGUGAGUCAGUUCAGUGUUGGAAUGCGCGCCCUAGGUCAGCAGCUGUAUGUGAUGGGUAUCAAGAACACGCCACUGUUGGAAAGUCGUUCGCAGCUGGUUCUCGUUCUGAUGAAGCUGUAUUCUCUCAUGGGUGAUGCAAUCUCGAUGCAAUACGGUGGAUCAGAAGCGCACAAGAACGUGAAAAAUAGUGCUACUCGCGAAAAUGUCAAGCACCGCGAACUUCUAACAUCCAUUCGCCGCUACUACAGUAAUUCGUUUACAGAUACAGCGAAGCAGGAUGCGAUUAACAUUUUCCUCGGGCACUUUGUGCCUACAGAAGAUGCGCCUCCACUUUGGGAACUGGAUUCCGAUUACUACUUGCACAAUUUCGAGGUUCGAAACGGUAUGGCUGCAUGCGAAAACGUCCGCCGCAACCUUGCUCUUCAUGCCGAAAAUAAACGAAAAGCGUUUGGCGAAUUGUAUCGAAAGCCACCGACCCAGCUAUCGUGCUGCUCGUCGUCGGGAGUUUUGGAAGAUGGCAACAAUGAUGGCGUCGGCGACGAAUCUUCGCGCGAACGUGCUUUAGUUUCGGCGACUCGAGAUCAGGCAAAGCGUGAUGUGUAUAUUCGUGAGUGUAGGCGAGUGCUAGAUGACUGGUGGAAGGGGUCGUUGGAAGCGUUUGAGCAGCCUAAGUAUUGUCUGCCAUCGAUGGAGAAAUUACCUCGUGUACCUGACGAGGUUGGGCAAAGGGAAUGCAAACAAGAACUCAGCAGUAGUUUCGAUGAUUUACAGCAGCGUACAGCAGAUAGCCGAAACGCGUCACCUCAACCUCCCUUUUCUGACGAUUUUCUGCAUAUGUAUCAUCCUGAAGAACUGACGACGUUUGACAAGGUGCUGGGGUACAAAUUCAUGCUUCCGAUGGAGAUUUCCGACGAGAUAAAUGAGAGAGACAAGCGGCGAUCCGACAGUACUGUUGUGGCACAUCUGACAUCGGUCCCGUCAUCGUCCUCUAUCUUUGGCUUAGCGCGCGGAGAUGAAGAAAGCAUCUCCGCCUACGAGCAGGCUACUCGGCAAGGGCAAGCAAUGAAGGGCACUCGAUCUUUUCGAAGCAUGAGUGCUCCUGAUGUUGGAGAAGAUGUGAGGAACCAGCCCCACUCUAACCGAAGAGCGUGCAGUAGUGGCCGUGAGGAGAAACACGACAAUCAGAAUGAUUACACAAGUGCUAGUACCUCUGAAUCUCAUCGAGCUUCCCGAUCUGCACUAGCGGAUGCCAUAAACAAGUACGGAGGUCACGGGUCUGCAGCACUCAAGACUGUGGUGAAACACAAAGACGACCAGAUCAGCAUCGAAGACUAUGUGUUAAGCAGAGGGUGUCGCAUGUUUGUUGGUAAUUGCUCGACGCCUGCGCCAGACCCGAUUUACCAACAGUACGUGCUUGGAAAGGAAUCUCCGCAGAUAUGGGAAAACGACAACGAUGGUGUUAAGAUGUACUUUGAGGCGUACAUGCGAGACAAUUGCAUCAGUCCUGAUGAUGCCCGCAGCCUUCGUGACGCGCAGACUCGAGCUGGUGCGACCUUCACGCUUCAAGCUGGUCCGUAUUCGGGACUGGAACAAAAUGUGAAGGCCCGGGUGUUGGUCGCGAAGAAGCUUAAAACCGACUAUGAAGAUCGAAAAAUGUUUGAAGAGUCUGUGGACCUAAAGAAACUUGUGAAAACCGGAGAAGCAUCAGUUCCUUCAGAGAGCCUUGAGUUGUACAAGACCUUCUUUGACGAAGAGCUGCCGGCUGUGGAGAUCUAUCGACCUACGAAAGAGGCAACACCACCAGUAUCGAUGCUACAAAUGGCAGACGAUUCGACACCGCCGGUGACAUCGGCGUCAGUCUUAUCUUCCAAACUGGAUUCACGUAUGCAGCAGUUAUCGCUGGACAAGCGAAGCCGUACUCGAUCCAGCGGUGGAGAUUUGAUACCGGUGGGUCCUCUUUUCAAGAUGGAUGGUGGAAAAGACAGUGACUUCAUCGUUUUUAACGAAGCGGCGGCAGAAAACUCGUUUGGCGAGGUGACGCAAAACGAAACGGAACUGUCGUUUUACUCAAAGUGA
Messenger RNA from Peronospora matthiolae, 4095 nucleotides. The record is from the annotation of a GenBank genome assembly. Lineage: Eukaryota; Oomycota; Peronosporomycetes; Peronosporales; Peronosporaceae.